AUGUACACAAACGGUGACUAUCCUUUCAAGUUCGGAACCUACAUGGGCUGUGAUGCCAUGGGAAACCGCUACUACGAAAACCGUAUCGACUACCCUUUUGGACAGCAUCGAUGGGUCGAACCCGCAAAUAUCCACGACUUCGAUUCAACCCACAUACCCCCGGAAUGGCACGGAUGGAUGGUCUCUAUGAACGACGCGACCCCUUCUUUGGAGCAAGAAUAUAUUGAUAAGAUGUCUAAACACACUAUCAAAGGUGAAAUUUCUCACGCCCCUUAUCAAAGCAAUAUUGGACAUCAAGAGCCCUACUUUAAUUUUAACGGUAUGCACAAUCAGUCACAAAUUCGCUCUCGCGGAUACGGAAUUGGUAAUCACGUGGUAGGUCUGCCUCCAGGCGCUCCAGAUGCGUAUUACACGCAGCCCGGCAGUCCGUACAACGAGGCAUCGAUUCGCAAAUUUGAAAUGCAAGGCAAGUUGGACGAAAAGCGCGCCUACAAGAGCGAAAUGUGGAGACAACGCUUGAUGACGGUAGCAGAAAAGGCGGCUAUUGAGCAAAGUGAGAAAGAUGAAUGGACCAAGCCGUUCGAAGUGGCCAAGACUGCCAAGAGGCUUUCUCUCCGCGAGCAGGCGAUCCUUGCUCGUGGCGGAACUCUUUCGAAGUAG
Messenger RNA from Phaeodactylum tricornutum CCAP 1055/1, 660 nucleotides. RefSeq lists its product with no specific name. The coding region runs from base 1 to 660 and encodes 219 amino acids. The transcript has 2 exons. NCBI's taxonomy places the organism in Eukaryota, Bacillariophyta, Bacillariophyceae, Surirellales, Neidiaceae. Gene Ontology annotation, cellular component: membrane. Gene Ontology annotation, biological process: response to oxidative stress; mitochondrial respiratory chain complex I assembly. The record is from RefSeq and is a predicted model, not a curated record.